GCCCAGGAAUUCCUGCGCGAGGGGGGCGGGCUAAGGGAGGGACCUUCUCGUGCCCGCCGCGGAGACCUGGGGGCCGAGCCCGGCCCGAGCUGCGCGUGCGGGAGCGAGCCCCCUCUGCAGGCUGCGGCCCCGGCGCGCAGGGCGAUGUCGGUGACGUUUGAGGAUGUGGCCAUGUAUUUCUCCCCAGCGGAGUGGGCGCUGCUGGGCAAGGAGCAAAGGCAACUUUACAAACACGUUAUGUGGGAAAAUUACCAGACUCUGGUCUCGUUAGGAAUCCAAACCCGCAAGCCAGUGGUGAUCUCCAGCAUAGAGCAAGGGGAAGAACUGUAUGUCCACUGUUCCACAGAAGAUGGAGAUGGGGACAUCCUAAAUGGCACCCGCCCAGGUUUUCCAGAUGCAGAGGAGACCUGGGACUGGUCAGCAAUUGAAAGCUCCUUGGGCUUCUUCCUCACACAAAGCUCUUCCCCUGGAGCAGCAGGGGCGAAGACCCAGAGCAGGGCUGAGGGGCAGACUCCUGAGGAAGUGCCUGGGAACCUGAAGCAACCCAGGCCUUUCCCAGCGACAUCAGGGAAGAACCAUUCCAAGAAAUCUGCGUGGGAAAGGCCACAAAGGCAGUGGAAGAACCUGACCAGGAAGGAGCCAGCAACCCCAAAAAGCCAUCAGAGGAGAUCCAGGCCACAUCUAAAGCCUCCUGCAGAGGGUCAUUCUGAGCCCAGAAAGAGCCUAUAUACCUGCCGUGUGUGCAGGGAAGAAUUCAAGGUGCAGAGAGACCUGAUAAGCCACCACUGGAUGGUUCAUAGGAGACAUAAAUUGUAUCACUGUAGUGAGUGUGGGGAGAGCUUCAGAAGAAAGAAAGCAUUCAAAGCACAUGGGAAAAUCCACAGAAAGGAGAGUGCCCAUCCCUGUUCUGAGUGUGGAAAAAUAUUCAACCGGGCAUCCCAUCUCAUUGCCCACCAGAGAAUCCACACCGGCGAGAGACCCUAUCACUGUGCUGAGUGUGGAAAAAGAUUCUUCCAAAUAUCAGCUCUUACCAUGCACAAGAGAAUCCACUCAGGAGAGAGGCCCUAUGCUUGCGCUGAGUGCGGGAAGUGCUUUAUGUAUUCGUCCACCCUUAACAGACACCAGAGAAUCCACUCAGAAAAGCGGCCCCAUUGCUGUAACCAGUGUGGGAAAGGCUUCAAACUUACAUCGAGUCUUACUAGACACCUGAGAAUCCACAGUGGAGAGAGACCCUUCCUGUGCCAUGAGUGUGGGAAGAGAUUCAACUUACAAGAACAUCUCAUUAGACACCAGACAAUACACACUGGGGAGCGACCCCAUCGCUGCGCUGAGUGCGGGAAAAGUUUCAGUCUCCUUCAAAGUCUCCGGAGACACCAGAGAAUCCACAGGGGGGGGACCCCUCAUAACUGCGCCGAGUGCGGGAAAACAUUCAGUAGUCUGGAAAAUCUCACUAGACACCAGCGAGUCCACACGGGGGAGAAACUCCAUCGCUGCGCUGACUGUGGGAAAGGCUUUGUCCGUCUGCAUCAUCUCACUAGCCACCAGAGGAUCCACACUGGGGAGAGACCCCAUUGCUGCACUGAGUGCGGGAAAAGAUUCACCCAGUUGUCAGGCCUCACCACCCACCUGAGAAUCCACACGGGAGAGCGACCCUAUCCCUGCCCUCAGUGUGAGAAGCGCUUUGCUCACUCGUUGUCUCUUGCUAAACACCAGCGAACCCAUGGGGUGGGGACUCCUGACCCUUGAGUUUGAUGGGGGGGGGGGAACCUCUGCCCGCUCUCAUCUCGCCCUUCUCCCCACAGCCAGUGCACAGAAGGGAGACCCUUCCUCCCACCUCCCCGUUAACCAGGUACUAGAUUAGAGUUUUAUUAGAAUGGUUUGUAUAGCCCCCAGGAUGGGAGUGUGAACCGAGCAGCCACCUAAACAUCCCCCGUGAGCGUUAUGGGCUGCAGCUGGACAGAGGAGAUGGCAGGUGUCAGGGCUGCACUUUGGAGGCCCUGGUUUCUGCCAGGCCAUGCACUCAGCUCCUCUCGGCUGGAAUGGAUUGUUUUAUUAUGGACAAUGAAAAAUAGGCAACAUUUCUGGUAGAGACUGAAGAGAAGUUUCCUUUUUAGUAACCAAAGUUUCCUUUCCUUUUUAGUAACCAAAAGGCUGCGGUGCCCCAUCCGUGCCCCUCACUGCAUUGAUCACAGGGAAGGGGGGGAGGGGAUGAGGGACUGAUACAUUACAGGGGUCAGACAGCUGCUGCCUGUUAAAAGGCUCUUUUUCUGAAUAACUUGAGUCUCAGUUUCUGGGGGAGGAAAGGGCACUUAAUGUUACUAACACUGAGAUAUCUGUAGGGCACAGCCCUGAUCCCCAGCAGCAAGGAGUAGUGGGGCGUUGUCUCUUGGCACCUUCUGGGGCUGAGACUCAUGGUUUCUGCUAGUUGUAAGUGUUCUCUGCAAACAUCCCUUGGAGUCACAGGACCUGCCCAGAGCGUGCCAUGGGUAUGAAAUGGCCCGGGGUAGCGUGGGAGGGACAGAUCUGGGAUCCUGUGUGGAAGAGGGCAAUUGGGAGAGUGGUGCUUCAGAAAAGAGAGUGAAUCACAGAUACCAGUCCCAAAAGCACUCAGCAGCAGCCCCUGGCCAGUGUCUCCCUGUUUCCCAGGCCCAGUGGGCCUCUGAGGUCCUGUCUCUGACUGGCAUAUCUCACCAUCCCCUUCAGACACAGAGGGAGCUCUCAUUGCAAGGGGGCAGGAGUCUGUGAACACCCGCUGGCCGCAAGGAACAUUCUGCACAGGGGGACGGUUGGGUGAGAUUGAACAACCCAUCUUGGGGAGCAUGUCAGUCUGUCCAGUGAUUUAAGAGGACGUUGCCCCUUUUCAACCUGAGCGGAUAGUCAAAAUUUGGGGCUCUGGGGAUGUUCCAUUUAGAAGCAGAAAUUGGUGAUAGUUGGUAUUUCUUUGAUGCAGCUUCAUUUAUUUAUAAAGAACGUACCAAGUCCUGUGUCUCUGAACGCAGAAGGAACCAAGAACAAAAGGAGCCGUUUCUUAGCAUACAGGCCCCAAGACUCUUCAGCCAACACUGGACCCAAAAGCUCUGUCUAGCCUUUUCCAAGGUCACACUGUACUUACAGCCUCCUGCUUGGCUUUUCUGCCUCUUUCUCUGCCCGCCUCUCGUGUGACCUCAGUAUCUGUGUGUUUUCUCACACUCCCACAAACCAAAAUGUUUCAGUUCCGGUUCAGAUGUUUUAGCAAGCACCAGGAUAUCAUCUAGGUAUAAUGGCCUAUGAUGGUUGAGGAUAUUUCAGUUUUCCCAGAGGUGGUUCUGGAUUUAACUGAAACCCAAAAAGGAAGUGUUCCUAAGCUCGUGUGUGGUAACCUGCAUACUGCCAGUGAGGAAAGCUGCAGAAGGAGGGUGAAAUGUAGCAGAUUGCCUGAAAGGGGGUUAUGUGAAAAUCCUCUUAAUGUUCCAGGGAUGAUUCUGGGUGCAAGUGAAAAUCGGAAGGAGUUUGUUGUGGCUCCAUAGAGAAACGCUUCUGUAGAGCAGAAAAAAGCGGGGUUGUUGCUUAGAGAAGCUCCUAGGGAGAAGAUUCCUCAUGGUAGUUUUUCCAAACAGUUUGCUGCCACUGAUGGGUGUAAAAGUGAUUUGAGUGAGUUAACUGAGGGUGAAUCACUAUAUAGAGAAAGCAACAGUUUGUUUGGGAGACUGGUUUCAGUUCCUAACUGCCAGCGUCUUUCUGAGGUGUCUACAUCCACUGACUUUGCUUUAGAAAGAUCCAGAGUGGAUAGCCUAGAGGAGGUUUCAGAUUGGGGGUCGGGGCGGGGGAAUUGUUAGAGAAAUUGAACAGCCCUGUAGCCAAGUGUCUGGGCUUGGCCAGCAUGUUCCCCAUGCUGGUUCUUUGAGUAAGCAGUCUGUGCCUUGAGGUCUGAGGAAAGAUUGGGUUACUGGUUUUUCAGAGCAGAACAGCCUUAUGACUGAACCCAAAGGAUACCAGGGAGAGCAGGCAAACUCUCACCCUGAGACACUUUGGAUUUGUUUGGUAUCUCUUUAAAACAGAGUCCAGUCUCUAAGCUGGUGGUGGAUCCACAAGCAAGCAUGCAGGAGAGUGUCUGUGUAGAUGUUCAUAGCACAGAGGGGCUGCAGUUGGUGAACACACCUAGCCAGCAAAGGGAUCCCUGUAAGCAGGGAGGUGCAGUUUUCAACCUUCUAGGAGAAAGGGGGGGAAGGACCCAAUCCUCCUGAGGGGAAGAAUGAGUGUCCAGCCUUGAAAUUGGAAGCAGAUGAGAAUUUGUAUCGACCCAGACACUAGGUUUCAAUCUACCUGGCUAAAAAGGGACAGGGAAGAUUUGCCCAUAGCUGGUAGCACUGAGGACACACCUGGCCAGGCAAGGGAUUCAGUGAAACAAGAGGCAUGGUAGGACCAAGAUACUUAUAAACACUGACUUGUAACAAAUUUGGUGCUACUGUUAAGGUUUAGCCUUCUGAUGUAUUUGAUUUUGAUGUCAACCAUGGUAAAAAGGUGCAAUGUGUACAACUUUGA
Messenger RNA from Dermochelys coriacea (leatherback sea turtle), 4521 nucleotides. RefSeq names its product zinc finger protein 501-like. Lineage: Eukaryota; Metazoa; Chordata; Testudines; Dermochelyidae. The coding region runs from base 145 to 1746 and encodes 533 amino acids. Gene Ontology annotation, molecular function: DNA-binding transcription factor activity; RNA polymerase II cis-regulatory region sequence-specific DNA binding. The transcript has 5 exons. The record is from RefSeq and is a predicted model, not a curated record. Gene Ontology annotation, biological process: regulation of transcription by RNA polymerase II.